This is a messenger RNA of Anneissia japonica, 979 nucleotides long. RefSeq names its product netrin receptor UNC5B-like. Gene Ontology annotation, molecular function: netrin receptor activity. Gene Ontology annotation, cellular component: membrane. Gene Ontology annotation, biological process: netrin-activated signaling pathway. NCBI's taxonomy places the organism in Eukaryota, Metazoa, Echinodermata, Crinoidea, Comatulida, Comatulidae. The transcript is spliced from 3 exons. The coding region runs from base 89 to 979 and encodes 296 amino acids. The record is from RefSeq and is a predicted model, not a curated record.
AAGGAAGCAAGUAAUAGGUAGUAAUUUUUUGUGUAAUUUUCUGUAGACAACAGUUGUGAGGAGACAAAAACAAGAUGCUUCUUGUGUUAUGGAACCAGAACCUGCAACAUGUAAAAAGGUUUUGUUAUUUCUUCAAAAUGUCCUUAAGAAUUUGUGCUUAUCUGCAAGAGGGAUUCAAUACGAGAUGUGUAUACGUUGUAGUUGUAGUGAGGAAUGUCAACGCAUGCACCUUGUUAAACAUAUCAACAAAGAUGAGGUGCAUUGUGGAGAGCAUAUAAUAAGCAUCAAACGCUACUGCAAAUUGUUUGGAGAUCUAACUGCAAAAGUUGUGGGCUCUUCUGGUGGAGAUCUUAAAUUUGAGGAGAUCAAAUUGGUCAUACCUGCUGGUGCAAUUGCAGAGGGUGAACAUGUUGACAUAUUACUUGGACAGCUUAAUGCAACAGAGGAAUGUAAAGUGCCUUUUGCUAAUAACCUGGAGUCAAGAAUAUCGCCUAUAGUGUCAUGCGGACCAUCAGGCAAAAUCUUUAACAAACAUUGUACACUUUCAUUUCCACAUAAUGCAAUCAACAAGGAGUCUUGGGAAUUCACUGUAUACGUAAAUGAAAACUACUGUGAUGAUUGGAAGAGAAUAGAAUGUGAUGACCAAAAUACCAAGGUUUCUAUACUAGAUGGACGAUGUUGUGUAGAAACAGAGCAUUUUUCUUGUUACUGUUUAACAGGAAAGGUUAAAAUAUUAUCGCACUGUAAAAAGAAAUUGCAAUUAGGACUGUAUGGAAAGAUGCUUGGUGAAGGGUACUACCUACUAAGAGUGAGAGUCUGGAGUAAACAUGAUUAUAAGGUAAUGACAGCUGUUAAAUUAUUGUAUUCAACCAGAUUUAUUCAUACAACAUGCAAGUACCUACAAACUAUUGUUAUGUAUAUCCAAUACUCAUGUAAACAUUUUUUUGUGAAUAAAUACCACUGUACACCUUGGGGCUGA